This is a messenger RNA of Guillardia theta CCMP2712, 5607 nucleotides long. RefSeq lists its product as hypothetical. The record is from RefSeq and is a predicted model, not a curated record. Lineage: Eukaryota; Cryptophyceae; Pyrenomonadales; Geminigeraceae. The transcript has 3 exons. Bases 1 to 5607 code for a protein of 1868 amino acids.
AUGUUGUAUCUUGCUCUGUGCCCAUAUGCUGCCAUACAGGCUAACGAUAUCCUCGAAUUUGAGUUCAAUGUCAGUAAUCUUGGAUCUGUACAGAGUUCGCCUUCGAUCUCGAUCAAUGGUAGUGGGGUCGUAGCGUAUGCACUCGCAAACAUGACAACGUUCUCUAACCUGACAGCCUUUGGCGUACCUGACGGAUCCAGCGCCUUGUACCUGAUAGAGCCAUACUUUGUUGUAAAGAAAAUCAAGCAAGACACCGUUUCAUACUUACAGCCAAACAAUAUCACCAUCGUUUUACAGGUCAAUUGUGAUGUUCCUCAACAGAGUUUUAUUACUAUCACUGGGUUGUAUCAAACAAACACACCUACCAAUCCUUCACUUUCCAUCAUUGCUCCUGUUUCUGUCUUUGCAAGCACGGCGGACUGGGAUGCCUCCGGGAUUCUUAUCAUAUCGGUGGUGCAAGAUGGAAUGACGAUUGGAACCAACUUCUCGAUCAUCGUCCCUCUAGUCAACCCGCUACUUGGCCAAGACUCUCCUGUCAUCAACAUCUCCUGCGUCAUUGACACGACGUUUGCAAACGCGCCCAUCCCACCGUCAAACAUGGAGAAGGACCUGGGCAACCUUGCUCCCUUGCUCGUGAACAACUUCGUGUAUGCUUACAUCCAGCAGUCGACGCCAUCAUCAGGAGCCGUCAACACCCUCACUGUCAGCAUCCAAGCGAGAGCAUCUCUAACUGUGUCCGAGAAUACAAAGAUCACUAUCUCUGGGCUGGUUGGCAGCGACACGCCGUCAACGAGCAAUCUGAAGCUGGUUGACACACAGAACAGCGAUUCUACUCUGAUCUUCGGCGAUUCUUGUGAAUGGAUCAACAACGUCUCCACUCAGAUGCUGAUCUUGACCGUCAUCGCAGACUCCCAGGCCGGCACCAUGUACAGCUUCUCAUUCAACCUCACCAAUGGGGUCACGGGGCAGAACGAACCAGCGAUCCAAGUAUGGGCGUCAGGAGAUUCAUCGCCGGGGACAACAAUGUCGAUACCAACGUCCAAAAACUUGAGGCCGAUGAGAAUAGGAAAAUUCAACGUCAAGACCCUCACUCAGAACACUCCCGUAUCAGGAGCUCUGAACACGAUCUACUUCAUAUUCUCCGUCAAUGUAGACCUCAGCACAGGAGAUGCUGUCAUGACCGUCGGCAACUUGUCAGGUGCCAUCGCCACAUCUCCGAUAUCGUUGAACUAUGGGCUAAUCGGUGCGAGAGCCGACACGCGCUUUUGGGACGGAAGUCAGUACAGGAGAGGUCUGUGGACUACCAACACCUUGACGCUGCUGCAGUAUGGCACCUUUUGGGCCGACACCACUUACUCUCUACAAUUCUCAGUCACCAAUCCCACCUACGCCCAGGAGCCCCCGGACGUCACAGUCAGUGUGUCGGGCCCGAUAGCGAUCGCGACUGUCCUCGCUCUCAAGACCGGCCUCACUAUCAAGGGCGUCGUGCGCGGGUCAGACACCCUGAGGGUUCUUGUCCCAGAGUUUGUAACGGCCAUCAUUGCUCAAAGCACAUGUCUGAGCGGCGCGAGCAACUACCUGUAUGUCACCCUACAGACCAACAUCAACUUAGAGAACGUCGACGGAGCCUCCAUCACCAUCAAGCCGCUCACCGGGGCCAAGGCUGCCUCUCCCGUCACGCUGCUGCCCGUGACCAACGGCAACAGCGCAGAGCUGCUCUUCCAGGAUGCGUCAGGCAACGUGGGCUACGGCCUCUGGGGAUGUACCUCUUGCGCGUUCGAGACUCUUUACCUGACUAUCGGGAGUGGCCUGAUCAUGCAGACAGGUGUCCAGUACGCGUUCAAGGCAGAGAUCAGGAACCCGCGGCCGGAUGAAUGGACUUUGCCGCAAGAGUACGCGGUCGAGGCACCUGUGUCCAUCACUGCCAAUGGAGCCUUUGCGAGUUUCGCUUCUAAGACCAUGCAAGUUGUACAAGAAAGCCGCGAUGGAAUCACUAACGGCUCGCUCCCUCUCAAGGUUGUCGUUCCAAGUUUUGUGACCAAAAUCGUAGGACAGGCCUCAGCAAGUCAGAACAGCUCAAACAGCUUGACCUUCACUCUACAGAUAUCAGUGGAUGUCACCAGAAACUCUUCCAUCCUGAUAUCAAACAUGAAUGGGCUUCUCAUUGAGACUGAUCUCGUGCAAUUGUCCAGUCCUACCAAUCUCAGCUCGGAUUUUGUCGGCGCUGAGAUUUUUUCAGGCAGUCGCAAUCUAGAAGUGGCAGAGACAGGAGGCUGGGAAGCUGCAUCGUCAAGCCUCUCCUUAUUCUUUGUUAACGGGUCCCUGGCCAACCAGACUAUCGUCUUCUCUGUGCACGGCAGGAACCAGGAGCAGGGGCAGCAGCCUCAGGUCCUCAGCAUCUUGUUGACUAUCGAGCAUGGGACGUAUGACAGCGCCAUCGGGCCUGAGGCCAUGCUCUCGAGCACUGGAGAUGCGGCUCCCCUGCUGAUCGCUCAGUUUCUUUCUGCCAGCAGCUGGCAGAGCAAUGCCUCAGCUGCGGCUGCCAACACCAUCUCCGUCUCCUUCUCUACAAGCGCGUCGCUCCUGCAAGGUGGGGUCCUUCUUGUCUCCGGUCUCAAUGGAACAGACCCAGACAAGACUGUCGUGUCGACGAUCGAAGGGAACGCGUCUGCUUUCCUCUCGCUCCAUGCCUUCGAUUGGUCGCGAUCUACUCUCAUUCUAAAUGUCACAAACAAUUCCAUGGCCGGAGAUGUUUACGUCUUCUCCUUCUCAGUGAACAACAGUCUACAAGGGCAAGCUCCUCCCAGCCUCUUUGUAUCAACCACCGGCACCCUCAAUAUUCUUCCUCAUGCGGUCACACAGGCAGCUGGCAACGCAGCUACUCUCUUGAUCGCAAGGUGGCUGCGGGCAGAAAUCAGUCAAAACAAUUCGUUGGCAGGGGAAGAAAAUUUACUGACCAUUGAGUUCGAAGUGAACGUGAACCUCAACUCUGACUCCGUGAUCAGUAUCUCCGGGCUCGGCAACCUUGGGUUGAGCUUGUACUUUCCCUUACUGCAAGAUUCUUCGAGUUCCGUUGGCAGUCAGUUGUUGACAGGAGACAAAUAUGCAAACACUGCGGGAACGGGAAGCUAUGUGGGAGGAAAUGUUGUAUUCUACGUGAGAAGAGGGCUUGUUCUAGAAGCGAGGACGGUAUACUCUCUGUCCUUCAAGGUCGUCAACCCAAGUGUGGUGCAACAAGCGCAGCAUGUAUCCAUACAAGUCACUGGGACAUUGUCAAUCCCCCAGCAGGCGAUGAAUGUCUUGAGCGCUAUGGACAAUCAGCCGGGAGUUGUGAACAAAGUGUCUACUCCUCGCUUCUCCUCCCCAGUCGCAGUCACGUGCAUCAGCCGAUGCCUUAUCUUCAUCCGCAGCAGCACGCAAGGGGCCGCGAUCUUCUACACCCUAGAUGAGAGCCUGCCCUCCAACGCGAGCUCCUUGUACUCCGGGCCCUUCUAUGUCUCAUCCACCACAAGAGUUUGCGCAGUUGCUGUGAAGGAGGGGCUAGAAGACUCGGACGUCGCCAACUCAAGUACCUUCUAUGUUCAAGCUUCUUCACCCGUCUUCGUCUCCCAGGCCUCAAGUAACCGGAGCGACGCCUUCCAGCUGUCGAUCUUCUGCUCGACAUCUCAAUCUUCCAUCUACUACCGGCUGCUCUACCCUCAGACCUCCCCCGCAACCUUCGACUCCUCUUUUCUCUCUUACUCGAGUCCGAUCCUUGCUCCUUCCGACGCGACGAUCGAGAGCUUCUGCAACAAGACUGGCCUGCUGGCCAGCAGCUCUUCUUACUGGCCUCUCGUCCAGUAUGACUUCGCGCAGGCCUCGCAGCAGCUGGGGACAUACGUCGACGCCAUCUGCGCAAGCAAGUCUCUCGUGCACGCCGAUGAUCAGCUGGACUUUGCUACGGCGGGUCAAACUCUGAGGUUCUUCAUCGUUGCCAACGACGAGCUGGGAAAGGUUGUCAACCUGGUAUUCAACGACAGUUUGCCGUGGAACAUCACUAUGUAUCCUAAGACCUCCUACCUCAUCCCUACCGUGCAGGGCAGAGUCUCUUACCCGCUCAAGGGUCUCGUGCGGCCGUUUGAGACCAUAGGAGAAGGAGGGGCCAGCUCUCCCACAGCUGGAUACUUCGUGGGCACCAUCUCCCCUGUCCUCUCGGGCGAUCACAAAGUCUUCGUCCAGCUCGGCAUGCAAGACGUUCUCGGAAGUCCCUUCCUCGUCUCAGUCCUGCCAGCCCCUGCUGUCUGCGGCUCUAGGUCGACACUCGUGGGCUACGGCCUGACCUUUGCGGCUCUCAUACCGUACCGCAACACCUUCUUCAUCGAGGCACGAGACGAGUUCGGAAACAUGAGACCAGGUCAGCUACCCGACGACCGGCUGUUCGCGUCCUUCCUUGUUCGCACUCAAUUUGCAUACCAGCAGAGCCCCGACUGCAAUCAGAGCGCCUGCCGUGGUUGUUCUGCUCUCGAGACCUCUGGGUGCAGCUCCUAUGCUCCUCCCUUCUUGGGAUUCAGCGCUGGAGGUCUUACGCCGCCAUGGCGAGGUGCCAUAUCCACCAUAGCGGUCAAGAUCCUCCCGCAGCUCCAGGAGCCCUCCAGCAGCCUGAGCUCGUGCUUGACUAGCGAUCAGAGUGAGAGGCAAGUGCUGAGCGAGCUGGGAAAGGGGUCCAUACCUGCUUCUAUCAUCUCAACAGAGACACCUCGCCCUGUCAGAACUUUCACUUCUUGCACACCCGACUGCUUCACAUGGGGAUGGUGCACGCCACCUACUACAUCAGGAACAGCUCAGCCCGAUGCCCUCCUGCCGAAUGAUCUCAAGACAGUCGGCAAGUUUGGCUUGUCUGACUUUGCAGACUCAACGCUUGAAACCAUCGGCAACUUGACUUGGGCAAACGAAAGCUUCGUGAUCAGACUGCAUGGGAUGAUGACGAUGAAGCGGAAAACCUCCCAGGCCAAGAGUUUUCGUUGGUCAAACAUCAGCACUUCUGACAGAGUCAAGGUCUGGGUAGACAAUUCUCUUAUCAUUGAUCAGUGGACUUCCUUGUCAAGCGUGCAACCGUCAGCCUACUACAAGUUCUUCGAUCUCUCCUUCCCGUACGACGUCUUCAUCGAAUGGAAGAUUCCGCAUCCUACCCCCAACACCUCAGCUGAACUCCAGCUGUCUGAUGCCGUGGAGGAGCUCAGACACUGUCAAAGUUGUCAAGGUUCCCAUCGGGUCCUCCGGCAGGUCUGCAUGGGCGGCAGCGUCAACCUGACGGGCUCAUGCGUCAAUCAUACAGCAUGCAACUGCUCCGACACCGGCGAGCUCUACUGUGAUGGAAUCAGCACAGCGCAGGAGGCGACCUGCUCCUGUCUCGGCCCCAACUCAGGGUCAUCUUGUGCGGCAGAUGCAGAUUGUACGGGAGGGGGGAGUUGUACUCCGUUGUACGAAAGUUUCCCUUCAUACCGCAUCUUCUCGCCCUACGAGCUUGUGGGUUCUCCGUACCGGCUGAACUUCUCGCCAGCGAUCAGCUCAGCAAGUUUCUGCUGUGAGAACAUCCUCAACAACAACAUUACAUGCCCGACACUGUGA